GAACCAGACUACAGAACCAGACUACAGAACCAAACUACAGAACCAGACUACAGACUAAACUCAGACUCAGGCUGUAGCAGGCCGUUUAGAAAACAGCAGAGGAGUUUAAUGAGGAAGGGACAGGAUGAUGAUGAUGAUGAUGAUGAUGAACACUCCUGGACAGCAGGGGGCGGUAUGCUCCUAAAAGUUGUUUUCGAUCCGCCAUUAAACACAAAGAAGAAGAAGAAACACGGAAGUAAUCCGCAGCAGAGAUUACCUUCAGACUGACCUGAGAUCCUCCAACAUGGCCGACGACCUCUGGCAGAACGCCAUGGACCACGCCGUGACUGCUGCCCGGAGAGCUGGAGAGGUGGUGCGGGACGCCCUGCAGGUGGACAGGAAGGUGAUGACGAAGAGUUCGUCGGUUGACUUGGUGACACAGACGGACCAGAAGGUGGAGAAACUCAUCAUCCAAUCAGUGAAGGACAAAUUCCCCUCACACAGGUUCAUAGGGGAGGAGUCUGUGGCGGCAGGAGAGCGUUGCGUUCUGACUGACGAGCCGACCUGGAUCAUCGAUCCGAUCGACGGGACGACAAACUUUGUUCACGCAUUUCCUUUCGUUGCUGUUUCUAUCGGAUUCUGUGUCAACAAACAGGUGGAGUUUGGCGUGGUGUACAGCUGUCUGGAGGAUAAGAUGUUCACGGCCAGGAAGCAGAGAGGAGCAUUCUGUAACGGAGAACCUCUACAGGUCUCUGAUCAGAAAGACAUCAAACAGUCGAUGAUCGCCACGGAGUUCGGAUCGAACCGAGACCCCGACACGGUGAGCGCCAUCUUUACCAGCCUGAAGAACAUCGUCUCCAUCCCAGUACACGGGGUCCGUGGAGCAGGAACAGCAGCUGUCAACAUGUGCCUGGUCGCCUCGGGAAGCGUGGAAGCUUACUACGAGAUCGGGAUCCACGUUUGGGACAUCGCUGCAGGCGCGUUGAUCGUCUCAGAGGCUGGAGGAGUCCUGAUGGAUGUCGAGGGUAAGACUAUGUUGAGGGUUGAUGUUUACAUGUUGUUGUUUAU
Messenger RNA from Notolabrus celidotus (New Zealand spotty), 1047 nucleotides. RefSeq names its product inositol monophosphatase 1-like. The transcript has 8 exons. Gene Ontology annotation, biological process: signal transduction; phosphatidylinositol phosphate biosynthetic process; inositol metabolic process. The record is from RefSeq and is a predicted model, not a curated record. The annotation marks the transcript as partial. Gene Ontology annotation, molecular function: inositol monophosphate 1-phosphatase activity. NCBI's taxonomy places the organism in Eukaryota, Metazoa, Chordata, Actinopteri, Labriformes, Labridae.